AUAUAAAUUAUCUGCCACGCAAGGUUCCAAAGAGAAGCCUAGUGUUCGCACAUUGGAUCAACUGUAGCGAAGACCUACUACGGUGACUCGAAACUUUGAUGACAAUUUCCAUAUCUUUGCUAACAAGCUUGGCUGUUAAAAUUGGCUUUUGUUUCGAGCACUUUGGACAGUCAAAAAAGUAGUCACGCGUAAACACUUUUCUUUGAGCUGAUCUUCGGGUCCCAUUCCAUUUCUCUCCGCACAGUUCAUCAACUCAACUGCUCGGUGCCACCAUGCUUUCUUCACGGAUAUUGGCAAGGACUUUUGCUGGUGCCAUUGGUCGGCCAUUGCAAUUGUCCAGCUCAAGGAUUGCUUGUGUGCGCUUCAUGUCUACGGAGACUGGUGCACCUGUCCAGGAACAGCCCAUCAAUGGCUACAGCUCACUUAAUGGAUUUCAACUCAAGCCUGCAUCACCCUCUUACUUUACUACGAAUCCUGUCUACAAUGAGUUGAUUGUCAACCUUGAUUAUACAUACCGUCAGUAUCGUCCCAUCACUAAGCCAUCCAAGCAGGCUCAGCGCCCCAACUGGCUUGGCAAGGAUGCACUAAGAGCAGCAGUCGGUGUAGAGACUCUCAAGACAUCGCAGUACCGACUCAUUAUUUCUAAAUUGAAUCAGCUCGCCACGUUAACUCCCCGUCCUCCAGAAGUCGAAGCCUACUUCAGCCAAUUCUCAAAGACGGAGGAACAGAUGACUCAAAAGGCCAAACCUAGGAUCGUUGACCAUCUUGGACGUGCUUUAGCUACAGGUCGCAGAAAGGAGGCCAGUGCCAGUGUCUUUGUCGUUGAAGGAGAAGGCAAGGUUCUGAUCAAUGGACAAGAUGUUGCUCACUACUUUAGGAAGUCGCAGGAUCGGGACUCAUUGCUGAAGCCUUUUGAGGUUACAAAUUUGCUUGGAAAAUACAAUGUCUGGGCCUUGGUCAAAGGAGGGGGCACAACAGGUCAAGCAGAGGCCAUCUCUCUUGGAAUCGCCAAAGCAUUGUUAACACAUUCACCAGAGCUUAAGCCAACUCUUAGGAAAGCUGGUUGCAUCACACGUGAUAUGCGUGUUGUGGAACGUAAGAAGCCUGGUCAGUAUGGUGCGAGGAAAAAGUUCCAAUGGGUCAAGCGUUAAGCGUGUGUACAGAUUUUUUAAGGAUCUUGUAUGCAUAGUAGUAUUUGUUGUGGUAGAGAAUAAAAAAAAUCCGAGUGCUGCGCUUGCACAACUGCGUGCCUAUUGUUGUAUGCCUUCCUCUAUCUGAGCAAAAGGAAAGGAGGGCCCAUCUUACUUUCCUUAAUCAGGC
Messenger RNA from Lobosporangium transversale, 1320 nucleotides. RefSeq names its product ribosomal protein S9/S16-domain-containing protein. Gene Ontology annotation, biological process: translation. NCBI's taxonomy places the organism in Eukaryota, Fungi, Mortierellomycota, Mortierellomycetes, Mortierellales, Mortierellaceae. The coding region runs from base 273 to 1151 and encodes 292 amino acids. The transcript is spliced from 3 exons. Gene Ontology annotation, cellular component: mitochondrial small ribosomal subunit; ribosome. Gene Ontology annotation, molecular function: RNA binding; structural constituent of ribosome. The record is from RefSeq and is a predicted model, not a curated record.